GACCCAGGAUCACAGACCCCAGAGACUGCUUGCGAGGCACCAUGUCUCAGCUGUUGCCUCUUCUCCUGUGUGCUGUUGUUGGGUGUUCCCUUCAGGGAGCAGCUGGACAAUCAACCAAUGCAGAGGGCCAAGUGGGUGCGGAUAAAGAUGCACUUAAAGAUGACGUGGCCUUCCUUGUCAAUAGUGUACGGACAAUGGUGAAAGAACAGCAGGAAAGGAUCAUCCAAGAGGACAUUUCGUCUUCAACAGUGAAAGACAUUUCGGACAUCAACGCCACACUGCACAAUCUCAAGAAAGUGAUUGACCAACAUGUACUAGAAGAUACUCGGCCAUGCCCUCCACCUCCUCCUCCCCCACACCGGAGACAUCAUCAUCGUCCUCCUCCUCCUUAUGGCUAUCCUCCUCCUCCACCAUCUUAUGGCUAUCCUCCUCCUCCACCACCUUAUGGCUAUCCUCCUCCCCCACCACCUGAUGGCUAUCCUCCUCCCCCACCACCUGAUGGCUAUCCUCCUCCUCCACCACCUGAUGGCCGUCGUCAUUAUCCUCAUCAUCCUCCUCCUCCACCACCACCUGAUGGCCGUCGUCAUCAUCCUCGUCAUCCUCCUCCUCCACCACCUGAUGGCCGUCGUCAUCAUCAUCAUCAUCAUCCUCCUCCACCACCACCUGAUGGCCGUCGUCAUUAUCCUCGUCAUCCUCCUCCACCACCUGAUGGCCGUCGUCAUCCUCCUCCUCCUCCACCACCUUAUUAACCUUCUGCUGGACACAUCAGUGGAAGGUCUCGAUCCUGGGGACUGAUCUAACAUGGGAAUCUUCUACAUCUUCAGCCGUGCACGGGCAUAAUGAGUCGCAGUACGAAAUAAAUGAUUGAGAAUAUCA
Molecule: messenger RNA, 876 nt
Organism: Haliotis rufescens (red abalone)
Lineage: Eukaryota; Metazoa; Mollusca; Gastropoda; Lepetellida; Haliotidae
Product: formin-like protein 20
Exons: 4
Coding region: 42-749 (235 amino acids)
Source: RefSeq, a predicted model, not a curated record